AUCAGAUUUAGUAAACCAUGAAUUCUGUGAGGAGUGUCGGAAACAAUGAUGGUGGUGCUCGCAGAGGUGGUGGUGAACGCAAGGUGGCCCGUGCAAGCACAAGAAAAGGGAACAUGAGAGGCGGGCAAGGUGGCCCAGAAAAUCCUUCAUGCAUCUUCAAAGGUGUUAGGCAACGCAAAUGGGGACGAUGGGUGGCGGAAAUCCGUGAUCCCAAAGCCAAAGUGCGUCUUUGGUUAGGGACAUUCGGCACCGCCAUUGAAGCUGCAUUGGCUUAUGAUGACAGAGCCCGGAAACUGUUUGGUCCCGAUGCUGUUCUCAACCUUCCUGAUGUGGAGCCUCCACCCCCUCCAGAACCCACUUUUUCGGAGGAGGCCUUGAUGCUGCUCGAAGUUGCGGCAAAAGCCAGGUGUCAGCAUCUCCUUCUGGAGAUGCAAAGGAUCCAGGCUGGUGUGGUGCAUUGCGCCAUGAAUGAAUAUGAUCAUCCUCCGAACAACCAUCCUUUCGGAAAACCAAAUUUCAUGGAUCCAUUAUGUGAAAACGUUAUGCUUUUCGACUCAACUCCAAACAGUCUGAACUCUGACUUUCCAGUGUUUGAUGACUCCUUCAUGUGGGAGGAAGCAGCUUCCACCACAGAUUAUCGUUCUCAAGCGAUCUGUGAUCCUGGAAUUGCUGCGAUGGCGCUGGGCGAUGAAAUCGGGAUCGAGCUUGAUCACCCACUAAUGGUGUGAUCUUGGUGGUAUUCAAGUGCCAUAAUCUCUAUAAAAACAUAUGGAGGUCUGCAUGGUUGCUUAU
This is a messenger RNA of Helianthus annuus (common sunflower), 792 nucleotides long. Its product is annotated as dehydration-responsive element-binding protein 2D. Bases 18 to 728 code for a protein of 236 amino acids. The transcript has 2 exons. Gene Ontology annotation, cellular component: nucleus. NCBI's taxonomy places the organism in Eukaryota, Viridiplantae, Streptophyta, Magnoliopsida, Asterales, Asteraceae. Gene Ontology annotation, molecular function: transcription cis-regulatory region binding; DNA-binding transcription factor activity. The record is from RefSeq and is a predicted model, not a curated record. Gene Ontology annotation, biological process: positive regulation of DNA-templated transcription; response to stress.